Molecule: messenger RNA, 2102 nt
Organism: Chinchilla lanigera (long-tailed chinchilla)
Lineage: Eukaryota; Metazoa; Chordata; Mammalia; Rodentia; Chinchillidae
Product: protoheme IX farnesyltransferase, mitochondrial
Exons: 7
Coding region: 114-1448 (444 amino acids)
Biological process (GO): heme biosynthetic process
Cellular component (GO): mitochondrial membrane; mitochondrion
Molecular function (GO): protoheme IX farnesyltransferase activity
Source: RefSeq, a predicted model, not a curated record
GGCGAGCCGGAAGUCCCGCCUGCCACAGGGGGCGGGCGAGCAGCAUGGCGGCGCCCAGCACCCGGUGAGGAGUGGGGACCUGGGAUCCCAGGGAGCGGCUGGACUCACGCGUUAUGGCCGUAUUCCCGCACACUCUCUCCUCACGCCUACUGACAGGUUGGGUAGGAGGAUGUGUCUGGUAUUUAGAAAGAAGAGCUAUACUGGAAUCCCCUCAUAAGUUUAUGCACCUUUUCAGGAAUGUCAAUAAACAGUGGAUUACAUUUCAGCACUUUAACUUCCUCAAACGCAUGUAUGUCACACAAGUGAAUAGGAUCCUGAACCAGCAAGUAAAACCAAAGCCAGAACCAGUAGCAUCGCCUUUCUUUGAAAAAAUGUCUUCAGGUGAAGCCAAAGCAGAAAUAGAUGAGAUGAAAUCUCUUUCAUCCCCAAGCCUGUCUUUGUCCAGAAAGCCAAGUGAAAAGGAAUUGAUAGAAGUAGAGUCUGCCUCUGUAAUUGAAAGCUCAGUAGAUGUGGGCAAAGAGGCAAAAGAGGAAAAGCAAUGGAAAGAGAUGAAGCUGCACCUUGAUGACUUGCCUGGCAUCUUGGCUCGACUAUCCAAAAUCAAACUCACAGCUCUAGUUGUAAGUACCACUUCAGCUGGAUUUGCCUUGGCUCCAGGUCCUUUCGACUGGCCCUGUUUCCUGCUUGCUUCUCUUGGAACAGGCCUGGCAUCCUGUGCUGCCAACUCCAUCAAUCAGUUUUUUGAGGUGCCGUUUGACUCAAACAUGAAUAGGACAAAAAAUAGACCUCUGGUCCGUGGACAGAUCAGCCCGCUGCUGGCCGUAUCCUUUGCUGCUUGCUGUGCAGUGCCAGGAGUUGCUCUUCUGACUUGGGGCGUGAACCCACUCACGGGAGCCCUGGGAAUCUUCAACAUUUUCCUGUACACUUGCUGCUACACACCACUGAAGAGGAUGAGCAUUGCCAACACAUGGGUCGGAGCCGUGGUGGGGGCCGUCCCACCUGUCAUGGGCUGGACAGCAGCCACCGGCAGCCUCGAUGCAGGAGCACUUCUUCUGGGAGGAAUCCUCUACUCCUGGCAGUUCCCUCAUUUUAACGCGUUGAGCUGGGGCCUCCGUGAAGACUACUCCCGCGGUGGCUACUGUAUGAUGUCAGUGACUCACCCAGGCCUGUGCAGGCGUGUGGCGCUGCGCCACUGCCUGGCCCUGGUCGGACUGUGCGUAGCUGCGCCUGUGCUAGAUGUCACCACGUGGGCCUUCCCAGUGGUCUCCCUCCCCAUCAACCUGUACAUUUCCUACCUCGGCUUCCGGUUCUACAAGGAUGCGGACAGGAAGAGCUCCCGGAAACUGUUCUUCUGCAGCCUGUGGCAUCUGCCUCUGCUCCUGCUGCUCAUGCUCACCUGUAAGCGCCGGCCAGGAAAGGACGGGGACAAGGAAGAUGCUCAGAGCUGAUAGUAAACAGGCACAUGGAAAAAGAACUAAAAACAGGGAGACACACAAUUCUUUGUCAUUGGGUAAGAAUAUUUUGGUAAUUUUGGAGUGCAAAAAGGGAAAUCAUUGGUUUUAGUACAAGAUUGUAAAAUAAUCUGGUGCUCAGUGUCCACUUAAAGACAUAUAUAUAUGAAUUUAUGCAUAUAAAUGUCAUAUAUAUGUGUAUAUAUCCCUAAAUACCCCCCAAAUAAGAAAUGAGUUGGCUCAGCCAAUUCAUACAAAGACUAUUUUUUUUUCAUCCUUUCCUCCAUUACCACCAUUCUGCGUUUUCUUCUCCUUCAUGUGUGUACACAUACAUAUCUCCUGGCUGCACACUCACACGCACACAUGCACGCGCGUACACACACUCCCUACCUGCCAGCCAGAGUGGCUGCUGGUCAGACAAGCUCUGACCAGACCUGUGUUCUGUCUCAGGGUCACCCAGGGCCACCUCAGAGGAAAUACACACUGCAGUCACAGCAUCCCUUUCCCUGCUGGUGAGCUGGGCACCCUGCUGCUGUUCACUCCACCUCACCCAUGUUCUCGGCUGUGCAUUGCCACAGAAAAUAACAAAACAGCUGGGCGUGGUGGAGCAUGCCUGUAAUCCCAGCACUAGGGAGGCUGAGGCAGGAAGAU